GAAUCUUGUGAAGCUGGCCCGUCCCACCGAGCAAUCUCAUCUCACUCCCACCAGCCUGAGGAGAAGGAGGUACUUCCACUGUCCCCCCGCAGAGCCAUCCUUGGGCUUGAGGCUGGAUUUCAGGGGCAUGAGAGAGCUGCCCAUGGAUCUACCUUAUUACCACGGCCCUCUGUCCAAGCGAGACUGUGAGACCUUGCUGCUCAAGGAAGGGGUGGAUGGCAACUUUCUGUUAAGAGACAGCGAAUCUAUUCCAGGAGUUCUUUGCCUCUGUGUCUCGUUUAAAAAUUUCGUCUACACAUACCGAAUCUUCAGAGAGAAACAUGGGUGUUACAAUAUACAGACUGUGGAAGGCGCUCAAAAACAGCUCUUUCCAAACCUAAAGGAAUUGGUCGCCAGAUUUGAAAAACCAGAUCAAGGGCUGGUGGUCCCCCUUUUAAAGCCAAUAAGGAAACCCAGCCCCUACCUGAGAUGGAGAAGACAGAAGAUUCAGUUGGAGGGCUGGACACAAACGCCUGCUUCUGGGGCUCCACGGCGAGGUGGUACCUGUACGGGGAGCAGAAUUAAUGGAGGCUCUGGCUGGAGAUAAAUGAGCUACUCACUAACCCGUUCAUCAUUUUCCCCUUUGGAAAUGGCCUCCCUCAAUUCCUCUGUGCAGUCCAGGACCAGGCACAGAGACUGGGUAGAGGCCCUGCAAGGGGCUGCAAGGGGUCUUGGGGGUCUAUGCCAGCCUCAGUGAAGGCCCAGGCUCCUCUGUUCCAUACGAUUCAUGCAUGUGCGUGUGUGUACAUUCAUAUAUAGAAAAUCUCCCAAAUUAAAUGACAAGCUCCUUGACUUUAGUUCAGC
Messenger RNA from Manis javanica (Malayan pangolin), 843 nucleotides. RefSeq names its product SH2 domain containing 1B (gene SH2D1B). Lineage: Eukaryota; Metazoa; Chordata; Mammalia; Pholidota; Manidae. Gene Ontology annotation, biological process: regulation of signal transduction; regulation of immune response. The record is from RefSeq and is a predicted model, not a curated record.